AUGUUGCAGUGCUUAGAGGGACUUAAGUCUUUAUUUGCUUCCAUAUUGAAAUGUUGUGAUCUGGACAUAUAUAACCAGCCAAGAGGCCUUGAAGAUCCAGAACUCCUUGCUAGAGAGACAGUGUUCAGUGUUAGUGAAAUAGAAGCACUUUACGAGCUCUUCAAAAAGAUCAGCAGUGCUGUUAUUGAUGAUGGGUUGAUUAACAAGGAAGAGUUUCAGUUGGCAUUGUUCAAGACAAAUAAAAAAGAAAGUCUAUUUGCUGAUCGGGUAUUUGAUUUAUUUGACACAAAGCACAAUGGGAUACUGGGUUUUGAAGAGUUUGCGCGCGCUCUUUCUGUUUUCCAUCCAAAUGCCCCUAUUGAUGAUAAGAUUGAAUUUUCCUUUCAACUCUAUGAUCUCAAGCAGCAGGGUUUUAUAGAAAGGCAAGAGGUGAAGCAAAUGGUAGUUGCUACACUUGCUGAAUCUGGGAUGAACCUAUCAGAUGAUGUUAUAGAAAGUAUAAUUGACAAGACCUUUGAGGAAGCAGAUACAAAACAUGAUGGCAAGAUUGACAAGGAAGAAUGGAGAAACCUUGUUUUGCGUCAUCCAUCACUUCUGAAGAACAUGACUCUUCAAUAUCUCAAGGACAUUACCACAACAUUCCCAAGCUUUGUAUUCCAUUCACAAGUAGACGACACUUGA
Messenger RNA from Sphenostylis stenocarpa, 681 nucleotides. Lineage: Eukaryota; Viridiplantae; Streptophyta; Magnoliopsida; Fabales; Fabaceae. The record is from the annotation of a GenBank genome assembly.